GAGAGAAGAAUGACCUCAGAAAAUGAUUCCACAGUGACCCACUUUAUCCUGCAGGGCUUGACACAACAGCCAGAACUGCAGCUGCCUCUCUUCUUCCUCUUCCUGACAAUCUAUGUGGUCACUGUGGUGGGGAACCUGGGCUUGAUUGCUCUGAUUGGUCUGAACCCUCACCUGCACACCCCUAUGUACUACUUCCUCUUCAACUUGUCCUUUGUUGAUCUCUGCUACUCCUGUGUCAUAACCCCCAGAAUGCUGGUGAGUUUUGUGAAACAGAACAUCAUCUCCUAUGCUGAGUGCAUGGCACAGCUCUUUUUCUUCUCUUUCUUCGUUAUUGAUGAGUGCUGUAUCUUGACAUUGAUGGCCUAUGAUAGAUAUGUGGCCAUCUGUAAGCCCCUGCUGUACAAGAUCAACAUGUCCCUUCAGGUCUGCCUCAUGUUAACAGUGUGGACAUAUUCAAUGGGGUUUGCAGGUGCCAUGGCCCACACUAUGUGCAUGCUGAGACUCACCUUCUGUGACAGCAACAUCAUCAAUCAUUUUGUGUGUGAUAUUUAUCCACUUUUUCAGCUCUCCUGCACAAGGACCUACAUCAAUGAGCUGGUGGUUUUCAUUGUGGUGGGCAUCAAUGUAACAGUGCCCAGUUUCACUCUUUUUGUUUCUUAUACCAGGAUCCUCUCCAACAUCCUCCGCAUCCAUUCUGCCCAUGGCAGAUCCAAAGCCUUCAGUACCUGCAGCUCCCACAUAAUUGCUGUUUGUCUUUUCUUCGGAUCUGCAGCUUUUAUGUACCUUAAGCCUUCUUCUGCUGGGUCUCUGCCUCAAGAUAAAAUAUCUACUAUUUUUUAUACCAUUGUGGGGCCAAUGAUGAAUCCUUUCAUCUACAGUUUGAGGAACAAAGAUGUUCAUGUUGCACUGAGUAAGACUUUGAAGAAAAGUGUCCUCUCCUAA
Oryctolagus cuniculus (rabbit) is the source of this 942-nucleotide messenger RNA. Its product is annotated as olfactory receptor 8B3-like. NCBI's taxonomy places the organism in Eukaryota, Metazoa, Chordata, Mammalia, Lagomorpha, Leporidae. Gene Ontology annotation, biological process: G protein-coupled receptor signaling pathway. Gene Ontology annotation, molecular function: G protein-coupled receptor activity; olfactory receptor activity. Gene Ontology annotation, cellular component: membrane. The record is from RefSeq and is a predicted model, not a curated record.